Messenger RNA from Porites lobata, 7604 nucleotides. Lineage: Eukaryota; Metazoa; Cnidaria; Anthozoa; Scleractinia; Poritidae. The record is from the annotation of a GenBank genome assembly.
AUGUUCAAGGGUAUGGAAGUUUUGGGUCAAUUUAAUCUGGGUUUUAUCAUCGCAAAACUGGACAAUGAUUUGUUCAUAAUCGACCAGCAUGCUUCAGAUGAGAAAUUUAACCAGGAUCCUGACAGAGGCCGGAACACGACAAUUAAGUCCCAACGCCUUACUGUUCCCAGAAGCUUGAACUAACCGCUGCCAAUGAAGCUAUCCUUGUGGACAACGUGGAAAUAUUUCAAAAUAACGGAUUUGAUUUUGAGAUUGAUCGCAAUGUCCUUACUGAACAGCUCUCGCAUUCUGUUUUCCGAAGAUAUUGGUGGCUUGUCUUGUUAACAGACGACGACGACGACGACAGCAGUGAAAACGGCGCUAAAAAAACGAAUUUGCGUUCUUUCAAACUUAAUCGCGUUUAUUUGAACCCAUUCAAUAUGUCAAAUGCAGGCGACUUUUGCUGGAAUUGAAUUCUUAAGGAUUUUAUUCAAGUUAAAAAAGAGGAAGGAAAAUUCGUCGUCGUAUGUCCACGUCCUCCAUAAAGCGUGAAGGAGGUUUCACGUCGUAGUCGUGCAGUGGACGUCAAAGAAAUGUACUGAAAAGAGUGAUGCACGUGUAGAGCUGUUGUUUUGAUCAUUAAAUCUAUUGUUUUUUGAAGUUGUCGUCGUCGUCGUCGUCUUGGUUGCUUAAGCUCCCUAAUAAUUUAGGUCACAAGAUGACGUGUCUGGUCCCUUGCCCAUUGGGCAAGUAAGCUUAAGACGUUACUUGCCCAGCAAGAAAAGCUACUCAUCCUGAUCCGCAACCGGAACAGCAAACAUGCUGUGGGAGUGUAAGUCGCAAAAUGUAUACAUAGUGAACAAACUUCGCAUCCCCUGCACUGUAGACUGAACGUUACAAGGUCUGUAAAAGAAAGGAAUUAUAGCUAAUUCUUCUUGUUCAGUCCCCCAAAAGGUCAUUUCUAAAGCCGAAAAGCUAACUGGCACUGCUCUUUCAUCGAGUUUACUAAGAAGGAAUAGUCAUACUGCCAGAGUUGGUGAAUGUUGCCCCUUUUUGUGGUAAGAAAAGUCCUUGAUUUUGAUAUAGUUAAAAAGCUUUGCCCAUGGUCUUGACACAGUAUACAUGUCAACUUGGAAAAUUAUUGUUUUCACCACGUUUUAACAUUUUAACCACGUUUUCACCACGUUUUAACGUUUUAACGUUUUAACCACUUGAUGUGGUUAAGAUGGAGGGCCGUGUGUUGAAGUGCUCCGCGUAACAUUUCGUAAAUUUCUGAUGUUUAAGAGGCUGUCCGCGUAAGAACCGAUAAGGCAAAUUUCGGUGUAUCACAGAUUGCCCUGAUUUUUUCAGUGGAAGAUAACUAUCCUAUCCCAUGAAGAAAUAUCACAUUUAUUUGGACCAACUCAGUUUCUUCUCUAUUUUACAGCAAGAUUUUCUCGGUCACCUAAAACUGGCCCGUUUGCCGUCAGAAGUGGUGCGACUUUGCUGAAACUUUAGGGCUCUGUCAAACCUACCUUACAUAGCCGAAUAAGCUGGUUAUUUUACAAACAAAAGUUUUAACUCUGUUUAACACUGUCAAAGAUUAAUUGUUGUAUUCUGUGGAAAGUUGGCUGAGAUAUGAUUUUUUUAAAAUGACCUUUAAUUUGCUCAGUAGGAAAAGUAAUUUGCAUAACUAGAGCUGAACGGUAAUUUCGCAAAAGUGGCACCUGACCCAGACUCAAGUCUAUGAUAAAUCAGAAGUACUAAGACCAGUCUACUUCUUAAUGUAAUAAAAUUUGUGGGCACUCUUCUCUGCGCGCUGUACAAAGUUCCGUUAAUGUUCCAAAAUUCGCCAUUUUGACAGCAAAGCUGGAAUUGUAACGGUCCGCAUUUGAUCGACUAAUUUCCACAGUUUUAACAUUUCUAGUUAUCACCAAAUAUCAUUAGACCCUCUAGAUGUUGGAAUUUUGAAAACAUCAGGAGAAAACUUGGUAAUCGCUUUUUCUUGGUUAUUUUCCUUGUCGACGAUCAGAACGCGACUUCAUUCUCCGUAUGCAAAUUAGCCUUAGAUGCGUCGUUUCAACAAAUUGACAGGAAACAUAACUGCUUAUAUGUCACAUUUUUAAGGGGAAAAUAUCUCUUCCUUCCACGGAAAAACACGAACGAUAUAUGACUUAGAAUCCCCUUAGGUCUGUUUCUUUUACGAGGAAGAAGCAGUAGAAGAAGAUAUGUUUAGCGAGUUAAAAUAACUUAACUACUAUCGCCCGUCACGCAUUCCCCGAGAGUGGCCGUGUAUCGAUCAGUUCUUUUAUCUGAUUAUAUUUCUUUUACAUACAUACAUACAUACACUUUAUUGAUGCUCCCUAAGUGGGCUUUUCAGCUCAAUAGAAUAAAAAAUACAAAUUUAUAUAAAUUAAUUAAGAAUGUAAGUACAAUAAUAUUAUAAUUACAAAAAAUAUAUCAACUUAAUAAAACAUUUGCAAGAUGACGCCUAAAAUUCCUGGGGCAUUUUAAGGACUUAAUAUUAUCAUUCAAGGAGUUCCAGAGUUUGGCUCCUCUGAAAGCAAAGGAGCGCUGCCCUGUUGACAGGCGACAUAAAGGUAUAUCCAAAGCACCAGAUGAUCGAGUUUGUCUAUUGUGGACUUGAGAACGUGAUUUAAACAUAUCAGCUAGAUAGUCUGGAACAAGCUUGUUAAUACAUUUGUGCAUCAUAGUAGCGUCAUUUAGAAUGAGUUUCUCUCUAAUAGGAAGCCAUUUCAACGAUCGCAACCCAUCCGAAAUAAGGUCAUACUUUCUUAGUCCCAGAAUAAUUCGUCCAGCAAAGUUUUGGACUUUUUGUAACUUGUCAAUAUUGCUGCUGCUGGUAUUACUCCAGACAGUUGAACAAUAUUGGAGUUUACUAAAGACAAAUGAAUUUAUUACUAACAAAAGUGUUUUCCUAUCCAGGAGAUGCUUGAUUCUGUUAAUUUGGUACAAUUUAAAAAGGCAUUUCGAGGCAGUCUCAGUGAUAUGUUGGCUAUAACUGAGGCGUGUGUCGAGAAGAACACCCAAGUCCUUAACGACAGGUACAGGUGUUAUUUCCUUGUCAAAAAGUGUUAUAUAAAUGAUGACAGUUUCUUUAAAAGUUGUGGUAGUGAUAGUUAUUGAUAAUCAUACAGUGAUAGUUAUUGAUAAUCAUACAAUUUAAUCACUGUUAAUUCCGAUUCUUUACUGGGUGGGAAAUACCGUGCUGUUGUAUUUAUUCAUUCUACGACCGUUUUAACUGAGUCAGUAUCCCGGGGCGCCACCGUGAGGAUAGGGUUUAACAUGACAGCCCAUGGUAUAAUACACGACAAUUAGCUACAAAGUAGUCACUUGGGCACGGCCACUCUUAUUCACGAGCACUAGUACAAUAUUUUCAAUUACAAAAUUAACAAUUAAUAUUUUGGAAAUAGCUCGCAAACAACUUUAGAAAUACCGCGCGACACCACAGGACCACACCUGCAAAGUCCUUUAAGCAGCAUACACAUUUCCUAGAUCCCUAGCUAACUAUAGGCCACCCUACAAACUUUAUGGUGGUAUUAACAGAGCAUUGUGUUUGUCGCAAAUUAACAAUAUUUGAGUAAAAAUGAGGAAUGGCAUGCAGAAAAAGGCAUAGUUAUUGUUUACGGUCCGUCUCCUGUUAAAUCCCAAAAGUUUUUGCCGGCUGUUAAUCACACUAAAUUAAGGAUCCCUAUGUUCACUCCUGAGCUGAUGGAGAAAAGCACGUGCAAUCUUGUAUGAAAGACGAAAGUUUGUCAAUUAGGUCUCCUUUUCUUUCCCUGGAUUUGAAUGGUAUUUUAAAGUGACACAAGAUUUUUUUAGCAUUACCACGUUGAACUGACUAGGUUGUUCUUCCUUUUGACAUACACAUAGCCUUGAAAGCUUCUGGUUGAGGGUGUUGUGGUCUCAAUAUUCUUCAGCGAUUUCUGCAACAAGCUUUUGCUUUUCGAACUCCUCGUCUUCUUGCAACAGAUCUCUAUGGUCAAGUUAAACUUGUAUACACUUAGGACCAUGUUUACGUGCUGACUCAAACGGGACUAGAGUCCAACAUGGGCUGGCAAUAGGUGAGCAUGGAAUUGGUACGGGGGUGGGGGAAACUCCCUAUGAUGGCCUGUACGGGGAGGUUCCGCCCGAAAGGAGUAUCUUUUUUAGGCUUCAGGUAUAUGAAAGGGUGGGCAUUUCACUAGAUGAAGUGUAUAAAAGGGCGAGCGCGCUUAUUGCAGCCUUAGCAGCAUCUUUGGCGAUUCUUAAAGAAAAAAGAACUAAGUUUAAGAAUUUAAGGAAAAAGUAGAAGGACUUAAUUUUUCAGAAAUAAAUAUAUACCGGAGAAAUUUCACCCCCUUAAGUACAAAUGCUUGUAAAAGUAGAGGUAGAACAGUGGGAAGAGAGGGUGGAUGGUAAAGUAGGUUAAAAAUGGAGAGAUGAGAUGGAGCACAUUGUUCAAGAGGGUAUAAAUACAAAAAAAAAACAGCAAUCUGGAGGCAUUUUUGAAGACUGAAAACGUUAUCAAAACAAGAAAAACAGAGAAAUCUUGUCCAAUAAACCUCUCCCGGCAAAUGUGUGGACAUGGUUGCUGACUGUUCAAUCGUACUCUUCUCGACCCUUCGGCGUCAAGUUUUUUCAAGUUUCUUGCGACGGGAGGAGCAAAUCGGCUAUAUAAAGUUGAACUGAACACUAAGGUACUUUUAAGUCUCACUAAUUUUUACAAAAUUAGAGACAUGUUUUAAACACUGUUUAAGUUCCAAAAAAUUAUUUUUAUUGCAAAAAUGAAAUACUUUUCAUACACGUGAACGACACCUCGACCACAAUCACUCCUAGCCUCGUCCCCAGGACAUUCUUCUUAGAAAAUGACAGAGGCGGGAAAGCCCUGGGGACGAGGUUGAAUCCUGACUCCGUGUAGAAAGUUCUUUUUUUCCCAUUUAUAAUGCUCUUCAAACAAUCAUCAGAAAACUAUCUUUUACAACACACGGAUUAACCGGUAUGUAUAGUAUUUUAAAGGUAAGAAUUGAUUAGGGCAAGAUACACGGCUGCCAAAAAAAUAGAAAUAACAAAAACUAUCUUUGCAAGCUCAAAUAAACUGAAAACGAACUUCAGAAAACAUCGCAAGAUAAAAUGUUAAAUAGAGAAAUUAGAAUAUCUCUGUACGUUAAGAAACUUUUUGGCAUGAAGAAGAAAAAAGAAUGAUACUUACGUGAUGGAACAAAACUUUGACUUAUUUCGCUGGCUAUCUGGAAAUUUACGACAUGUCUUCCUGCCACAGAAGUUAUUUUGCCAGUAUGAUCCAGAGUGUGACCGGGGUAUUGACAAGACCUUAGGCUCGAUUUCCGCCGUCUCCCCGUCCGUUGGGGGCUCAUUUUCCAGAACUGCGGCUUACAAUCGAGGCUAACAAGAUCUUGGUGCUCGCAAAAACCUGCCAAGUAGGUGUCUGUGCCCUGGGCAGAUUGUCAUUUCAGUUCCGAAUACCCACCAAGCCUCGAAUACGUACUCUCGCUAAAAUGAGUUCAUUUUCAUUGUCUUUGCUACACUUGCUAAACUUAGACAAGUGACAGCUGGCUAAGUGCGACGUAAUAUCAUCCAUGCACUCUGUGACCAACACAUUUUCCUCCACACCCCUACUGGGACCUCACUCUGUCUACGAUCUCGUGGAAGAACUGCUUGAUGAAAUAGCCGAAAAAGCCAUUUUUCACAAUUGAUCUCUUCGGCGAUUUCAUUGACAUAACUAUAUUUGAAACUGUAGCAUUAUAGUUCAAUCAGAUUGAAACCAAAACAAGAUCAUCGUUGGAAUUCGGAUGUUAUACCCCUACAAAAACUAGAAAGAUACUCCCUUUUGCGUUUAUUCACUGAAAAAAGGAACUAUUUUUCCCGUUUCAUUCUGCUAUCGAUAAACGCUUUAAAGAUCUUUGAAUGAAACUGAAAUUUACUGCUAAUUUAAGAUAGAAAAAGUGUGGGAAAUUUUUUUAUCAUAGUGCCAUGUACAAAGAUCUGCCCUCUCCUGAUAAGCAAAUAUCAUUAUAAAGCUUUCGAGGUUAACGCUAUUUUUUAUUUUUAUGGCACGCAAAAAAGAGUGCCCAGAAAUUUCCGUGUGCUGACAAGAGGACUUACCUUGCAAGUGAACUCUUAUUUUUUAUCAUUAUCAAUAACUAUCAUUUAAAAAAAAAGGUGAUAAUGUUAUAGAAUUGAUCGACACAACGCUAUUGUUUUCUAAUCGACCACCCCUCUUAAGGAAUGCGUGACAGGACACAGUAAUUGAAUUAUUUUAAGCCACGCAAACAUAUAUAUAUAACGAUAUAUUAUUCAGCUGCUUCUUCCUCGUUAAAAAAAAAAAAAAACAGACCUUAAGGGGAUUCUAAGUCAUGGUUUGUGUUUUUCUGUGGAAACGUGAAAUGUAAGGAUUAUAUUUCCUGUCCAUUUGUUGAAACAAAGCAUCUAAAGCUAAUUUGCAUACGGAGAAUGAAGUAACGUUCAUCGUCGACAAGAAAAAGACCCAAGGAAAAGCGAUUACUAAGUUUUCUCCUCAUGUUUUCAAACGUCCAACAUUUAAAGGGUCUAAUGACAUUUAGUGAUACCUAGAAACGUUAAAGCUGUGGAAAUUAGUCGAUCAAAUGCGGACCCGUUACAAUUCCAGCUUUGCUGUCAAAGUGGCGAAUUUUGGAACAUUAACGGAACUUUGUACAGCACGCAGAGAAGAGUGCCCACAAAUUUUAUUACAUUAAGAAGUAGACUGGUCUUAGUACUUCUGAUUUAUCAUAGACUUGAGUCUGGGUCAGGUGCCACUUUUGCGAAAUUACCGUUCAGCUCUAGUUAUGCAAAUUACUUUUCCUACUGAGCAAAUUAAAGGUCAUUUUAAAAAAAUCAUAUCUCAGCCAACUUUCCACAGAAUGCAACCAUUAAACCUUGAAACUAUUAAUCAGAGUAAAAACUUUUGUUUGUAAAAUAAUCAGUUUAUUCGGCUACGUAAGGUAGGUUUGACAGAGCCCUAAAGUUUCAGCAAAAUCGUACCACUUCUGACGGCAAACGGGUCAGUUUUAGGUGACCGAGAAAAUCUUCCUGUAAAAUAGAGAAAAAUUUGAGUUGGCUCAAAUAAAUGUGAUAUUUCUUCAUGUGACUGGAUAGUUAUCUUCCACUGAAAAAAUCAGGGCAAUCCGUGAUAGACCGAAAUUUGCCUUAUCGGUUCUUACGCGGACAGCCUCUUAAGUGUUCCUUCCGCUUUUUUCUAUUUGUCUUGUUAUCUUGUUUCGUGUGUCAUAUUAUGCCUGAGUAAUCGUUGUGUACUUGCCUUGUUUAAUGUUAGUUUAAAUUCUAUUUACUGUAUAGUAGUGUCUUCACUGUUAUUUAGUCCAUCUAUAUAUAAAUCUUGUUUUGUAAUAUGUCUUCAGCUCCCCCCGCCUCGAUUAGUUUAUAAGCUAUUUGCGGGUGGGAAAAUAAUGAAAUUAUUUUCCAAGUUUCAAUAAAAUUUGUUGUUGUUGUUGUUUCGUAUCCUGCCAGAGUCGUUUAUUUGAUUGUUUCAUUUUUUUUUUCUUAAAAACGCAAGAUAAUUUUUCUACUUUCCUUUUUCUUUUUAGCAACUGAACAGAUAUGAUCAGUUGUGUAUCAAACUUAAUCCAGUCAGGAGACAUUUUGAGUAA